UGUAAUUGGCGCUAAUUUUUUGCUUGCUGCAAUUUCAAUGUAAACAAACUUGAAUCGUUUUGCUAAAUAAACAUAUUUUUAAUAAAUUUAACAACAAAAACAGAAAAAAUAUUUAAGUAAACAAAAAAUUCAACCUUGGCCUUAACAUUUAACAACAAAUAUGACCACUUUAAUAGAACAGUUAAUAACAAAAAUGGGCUUAAGAGAUGAGCCCAAUGUGUUAGAGAAAACCACCGAAUUAGUAAGAUUAUUGGAAUUACGUUCUACUAAUGUUCCCUUACAAAUAAAUGAAUAUGGUAAAAUAGUAUUAUGUGCAGAUAUAGCAGCCACAUUAAUGGGAAUACCCUUCGAUAAGGAACAAGCCUUAAAGAUGUCCGGUUUGCGAAAAUCUCAUUAUGCCAACAAUAAAAGAAUGUUUGAAAAACUCCUGGAUCUUAACAAGCUGGUGGGUGUCAAUGACAUCUGCCUACAAUUAAACCUUAAUCAGGUGAACAAAAAAGCCGAAGAGCUACUCGAACUCUAUCGCAAAGUUAUAACCAGUGAACAAUCCUCAGAUGUGGAUAUAAGUCAUCCACAGUAUGCUGCCAUGGCGGUGUUUUCGGCUUGUAAAUUGUGUAAACAAAAAGUUUCCAAAACAAAACUUAUGCCUUUCAGCAAUUUAAAACCCUCACAAUGGCAACAGCUAGAGCAAAGAUGGGAGAAAUUUAUGGCUAAACACUAUAAGGAUGCUUUGGAUAAUAAAUUAAUAAAACAAAAUUCUGAAGAUCAAGCCACAGCUACGGCUACGGAUGAUGAUUGUUCGAAGAAAACGUAUAGCGAUAAGAAACUACGUAACGAAAUUGAGGAUUAUGAAAAAUGGAAGAAACGUAUGUUGGCCAUGGCUCAUGCUAAAUUAAAAGAACAAGAGACUGGCGAUUCAGAAUGUUCGGAACAAAUUGAAGACGAUAAAGGUUUAGAUUUUACCGAUGUUAUAGAUAAUAUGAUAUUGGGUUGCUGAGUAAAGGAAAUUUCUGAUUUUAUUGCAUUUUUUAAAGGAGUGUUUUUUUAAUUUUAAUAAAAAUUUAAUUUAUUUUUUGAAAUAUAUAAAAAAUAGAUUUUUUUCUGAAAA
This is a messenger RNA of Lucilia cuprina (Australian sheep blowfly), 1108 nucleotides long. It is a transcript of the gene Orc6, whose product is annotated as origin recognition complex subunit 6. Gene Ontology annotation, cellular component: nuclear origin of replication recognition complex. The record is from RefSeq and is a predicted model, not a curated record. NCBI's taxonomy places the organism in Eukaryota, Metazoa, Arthropoda, Insecta, Diptera, Calliphoridae. Bases 161 to 997 code for a protein of 278 amino acids. Gene Ontology annotation, biological process: DNA replication initiation; DNA replication. Gene Ontology annotation, molecular function: DNA binding. The transcript is spliced from 3 exons.